AUGUUAGAAAAAAAGUUUGCUGACAUUGACAAGAAAUUUGAGAAUGUUUUAAACAAGAACAAGAGGAAGUUGGAAAAUGCUCAGAUAAAACCCAUACAUGACAAGUUCUUAUUUGCUCAGAAUGGUAUAACAGGUCUAAUUGCACCACCUGGGUCGGGUAAGACUUUCACUUAUCUUAAAAUGGCUGCACAACAACAAGAACUAGAUGAGAAGAACCCAUUCUAUGAGUUAGUAGUCAUUUGUUCGACUUCUGGUCAAUUUGACCAAACCGUCAAUUCGUUCAAAGAUAUUAUAAAGAAGUCUAAGUUAGUAUGUAUAAAAGAUACUGAGUUGUUAGAUUGGAUAAAGAAGUACCAAAGAAGAGUUUUGAAGUACAAUGCUAUAAAUGAGUAUGUCAAUUCUAAGUUUAAAGACCCAAAUGAGGAAAUGCAGAGAAUAUUAGAGAAGAAACACUUCAGAAACAAACAGAAAGAGAUAGAAUACAUUUCGAAGAAAUUGCAAUCUUACGAUUGGAAGACUUACCCUCACAGA
This is a messenger RNA of Trichomonas vaginalis G3, 531 nucleotides long. RefSeq names its product P-loop containing nucleoside triphosphate hydrolases family. The annotation marks the transcript as partial. Gene Ontology annotation, molecular function: DNA binding; ATP binding; hydrolase activity. The transcript has a single exon. The record is from RefSeq and is a predicted model, not a curated record. Lineage: Eukaryota; Parabasalia; Trichomonadida; Trichomonadidae.